CGGAGGGUGAGCGCGAUGCUCAGGCUCCUCCCGGGGCCCAGCCUGAGGAUGUGGGUCAGAUGGUUCAGGCCAGUGCAAUCCGGCUGCUGUGAGUCAUCGCCGGAAGCAAAUCAGAGCGAACGGGAAGCAUCUUCCAAGUUGGACUAGUAGCUGCAAAGCAGGAGCCGCAGCCGCAGCAGGAACUUCCCAGAUUCAUUGGGCAAGAUCCAUAUUGGUAUCAUCCAUCAAUAGACCUUCCCUUGGUAUCAACAGACCUUCCCUGAUGGAUGACUUUGGGGAAGCAAAUGGCACUUUUGCCAUCAACUUAUUAAAAAUGUUGGGUGAAGAAGACAACUCACAGAAUGUGUUCUUAUCUCCUCUGAGCAUCUCCUCUGCCCUGGCCAUGGUCUUCAUGGGGGCCAAAGGAGACACUGCAGCCCAGAUGUCCCAGGCACUUUGUCUGAACAAGGCUGGUGAUGUCCACCAAGGUUUCCAGGCACUUCUCUCGGACGUUAACAGAUCUGACACCCAGUACUUGCUCAGAACUGCCAACAGACUCUUUGGAGAAAAGACGUGUGAUUUCCUUCCAGCCUUUAAGGAAUCCUGCCAGAAGUUCUAUCAGGCCGAGCUGGAGGAGCUAUCCUUUGCUAAAGACACCGAGGAAUGCAGAAAGCACAUCAACGACUGGGUGGCAGAAAAGACUGAAGGUAAGAUUUCGGAGAUUUUGGGUGUUGGCACCGUUGAUCCACUGACCAAACUGGUUCUGGUGAAUGCGAUCUACUUCAAAGGCAGGUGGAAGGAGCAGUUCGACAGAAAGCACACAAGGGGGAUGCCUUUCAAAGUCAACCAGGAAAAAAAGACAGUGCAGAUGAUGUUUAAGCAUGAUAAAUUUAAAAUGGGCUGUGUGGAGGAGGUGAAAAGCCAGGUCCUGGAGCUGCCCUAUGUGGGGGAGGAGCUGAGCAUGGUCAUUCUGCUGCCUGAUGAAGACAUUGAUCUUGCAAUGGUGGAAAAGGCACUUACAUAUGAGAAGUUCAGAGCCUGGACGGAUCCAGAAAACAUGAGUGAGAUAAAAGUUCAAGUUUUUCUUCCCCGGUUAAAACUGGAGAAGAGCUAUGACUUGGAGUCUUAUCUUCAAAGUUUAGGAAUGACUGAUGCUUUUGAGGAAGCCAAGGCAGACUUUUCUGGAAUGUCAACUAAGAAGAAUGUGCCCGUGUCCAAGGUUGCACACAAGUGCUUUGUAGAGGUCAAUGAGGAAGGCACAGAGGCAACUGCGGCCACUGCCGUGGUCAGGAAUUCCCGGUCCUGCAGGAUAGAGCCACGAUUCUGUGCAGACCACCCAUUCCUUUUCUUCAUCAGGCACCACAAAACCAACAGUAUCUUGUUCUGCGGCAGGUUCUCUUCUCCAUAAAGAGGUGCCGUUGCUUACAGGUGCUCCUCUCCCUUCUGCCAACCUUGCCUUGAUUCAGAUUCUGUAGGACCCAAUUGGUGCAUGUGGUGGUAUGAAUGCCAAAAUAAAGCGUUUGCACCUAG
This is a messenger RNA of Myotis daubentonii (Daubenton's bat), 1509 nucleotides long. It is a transcript of the gene SERPINB8, whose product is annotated as serpin family B member 8. Gene Ontology annotation, cellular component: cytoplasm. The record is from RefSeq and is a predicted model, not a curated record. Gene Ontology annotation, molecular function: serine-type endopeptidase inhibitor activity. Gene Ontology annotation, biological process: negative regulation of endopeptidase activity. Lineage: Eukaryota; Metazoa; Chordata; Mammalia; Chiroptera; Vespertilionidae.